Messenger RNA from Zychaea mexicana, 1026 nucleotides. RefSeq names its product 26S proteasome subunit RPN7-domain-containing protein. Bases 1 to 1026 code for a protein of 341 amino acids. The transcript has 5 exons. Gene Ontology annotation, biological process: proteasome-mediated ubiquitin-dependent protein catabolic process. Gene Ontology annotation, molecular function: protein binding. Gene Ontology annotation, cellular component: proteasome regulatory particle. The record is from RefSeq and is a predicted model, not a curated record. NCBI's taxonomy places the organism in Eukaryota, Fungi, Mucoromycota, Mucoromycetes, Mucorales, Lichtheimiaceae.
AUGACCCCAUUUUACAAGUACGCGACCGAGCUUUUAAAAUUGCCCUUCGACCAAAGUUUAUUUGCCAAAAUGGACUCUGUCAACAAAGAAGAUCUCGCAAAGUUUGAUGAAAAGGUCGAGGAUGCUGAACAAAAUAUGGGUGAAACUGAAGUAAACGAGGCACUGCUUGGUAAAGCUGAUUAUUAUGCACAAAUCGGUGAUAAGGAACGAGCUUUAACAGCAUACAACGACUUGCUGUCAAAAUCAAUAACACCUGGCACACGUAUCGAUAUUGUUUUCACGUUGGUUCGCAUCGGAUUUUUCUACGACGAUAAUGCGAUGGUACGAACAAAUAUCGAAAAGUUAAAGGAACUUGUCGAGCAGGGUGGAGAUUGGGAUCGUCGCAAUCGCCUCAAGGCAUACGAGGGCGUGUAUAUGAUGUCAAUCCGAGAUUUCAAGGGCGCCGCAUCUCAAUUCAUUGAUACAUUAAGCACAUUCACCAGCACCGAAAUGAUGCCUUACAAAGACUUUGUAAAAUACGCAGUCUUGACCAGCUUAAUCAGUAUGCAGCGAGUUGAUAUCAAGAAGAAGGUGUUGGAUGCCCCUGAAAUUCUUGAAGUCAUCUCGGAUAUACCACAUAUCGAAGACUACAUGACAAGCUUGUACAACUGCAAUUAUGCUCAAUUCUUCCGUGCACUUGCCGACAUUGAGCGCACCCAUCUUCGUACUUCUCGAUUUUUGUACCCACACUUGCGCUUCUACGUUCGUGAAAUGCGAAUUGUAGCAUACGCACAAUUACUCGAAAGUUAUCGAUCCUUGACCAUCGCUAGCAUGGCACAAGCAUUUGGCGUCACCGAGGAUUACAUUGACCGUGAUCUGUACAAGUUCAUUGCUGCUGGACGUCUCAACUGUGUUAUCGACCGGGUAAAUGGUGUGAUUGAGACGAAUCGACCAGACGCCAAAAACGCCCAGUACCAAACUGUCAUUAAGCAGGGCGAUUUGCUCCUGAAUAGAGUCCAGAAAUUAAGCAGAGUCAUUGACGUUUAA